This is a messenger RNA of Zea mays, 635 nucleotides long. RefSeq lists its product as uncharacterized. The record is from RefSeq and is marked validated. NCBI's taxonomy places the organism in Eukaryota, Viridiplantae, Streptophyta, Magnoliopsida, Poales, Poaceae. The coding region runs from base 53 to 343 and encodes 96 amino acids. The transcript has a single exon.
GGAAGCCAGCUGCCUAGCGGAAGGUCGGCGGCGGCCCGCCUCGCUGAUCGCGAUGGAGCGGCGGAGCAGCAGCGGCGCGGGGAGCUGCCUGGGGCUGCUGGCGGUCGCCGUGGUGUCGACGAGCGUCAUCCUCGUCUCCUACCGCCUCCACCGCCGCCUGGAGGCGGACCUCAGGGUCAUGAUACUCGGCGAAGGCGACGGAGCCGCGGACCAGGGCCGGCGCCGCACGAAGAAGAACAAGAAGGUGCGCUUCGCGGCCGACGUGGCGGAGCCGUCGUCCAGCCGAGAGGAGUACCGGCGGCGGCGGGCGUCGACGGCGGCGGCGGUCACCCGAGCAAGAUAGCACGCCGCCGCCGCGCGUCAGCCUGACUUGUGGUGCAUGGCUGUGUAGCUUGCGUGACGUGGCGGCAUGCACGUUCAGCUGCCGUACGUAAGCCGUUGCGGUUUCCGUGGGCUGUGUGUGCUUGUUCAGUGCGAAUCGACGCGUGUGCUUGCAUGCCGUAUGAGACAAACAAACGGAAACAAACAAACUCGAUCUUUCCAGGCUCCGAUCCAUGAGUUUCAUAACCAAACACCAUCCAUGUGCAUGUACUGGGAACCUGACGGUAAAGAUACAACUUGGCUCAUCUAAGAAG